Messenger RNA from Acaromyces ingoldii, 1053 nucleotides. RefSeq lists its product as hypothetical. Bases 1 to 1053 code for a protein of 350 amino acids. Gene Ontology annotation, molecular function: protein binding. The transcript is spliced from 2 exons. Lineage: Eukaryota; Fungi; Basidiomycota; Exobasidiomycetes; Exobasidiales; Cryptobasidiaceae. The record is from RefSeq and is a predicted model, not a curated record.
AUGGCUAGAAAAGGCGGCGGAGGCUUCGACGUGAGCCUGCUCUUCAGCAAUGUGGUGCUGAUGGUCACCAUGGGCCUCGCUCUCAUUGCGUGGCUCGUCGCCUUCAUUGGGCAGAUUGCCGCCCAGGCAAGCAACGCGGGACUUUUGGGCACUGCUCCCUUGACUGGCCACACUGUUCUCUGGUUCUCCAUCUUCCUGCAUCUCUUCAUCAUCAUUGGCUUUGGUGCCACUGUGGUGACGGAUGCGAUUGCGGCCACCCGGAUCCAGCUGGCGACCUUCACUGCUGUUGCCCUCGUCUUUGCCGUCUUUGGCAUUGACAGCGGCAUCUACAGCAACCUGGGAAGCCUCAACGCUGUUGCCGCCGGCUACUUUAUCCUGACGAUUGUCGAUGUCAUCUGGCUCCUCUUUCUCACGUCAGAGGAGGACACGGUCGUCUAUGGCCUCCUCACCAUGGCCGGCAACGGCAGGCUGUCGGGCCCCGGCGCACGAUUUGGAACGAGCGCCGCGACAGGCGUCCACCGCAACAACGGCGUCGGCAGCGGAGGCAUGGGCAACGGCUCCACCUACGGAGGUGGCUUCCAGGGUGGCGCCGCCAAUGGUGGCUACCAGCCCACCUAUGGCCAGGGCCCCUCUGCCCACGACAUUACCACCGCCAACGCUGGAGGUACGCCCAAGCUCGACAGCCACAGCGUUCGAAGCGGCGUUGCUGCCUCGGCGGCUGGCACCGGUCACUCUGGCGUCGUUGCGCCCGGCCAACGAGGACCAGGCUCCGACUUUGGCCACAGCACCACCCACGAGGGACGCACGGGAAGCCCGGGGAGCACGCACAAGCAGGCGACGCUCGACGGCCAUCACAACGAGCCAAUGCCGGGGUACGGCUACAAGGCGCGGGCCCUAUAUGCGUACCAGGCCAACGCAGACGAUCCGACGGAGAUCUCCUUUACAAAGGGCGAGAUCCUCGACAUCGUCGACAACAGCGGCAAGUGGUGGCAAGCGAGAAAAUCGACGGGAGAGACGGGCAUCGUCCCGAGCAAUUACAUGCAGGUUCUCUGA